This is a messenger RNA of Anisakis simplex (herring worm), 312 nucleotides long. NCBI's taxonomy places the organism in Eukaryota, Metazoa, Nematoda, Chromadorea, Rhabditida, Anisakidae. The record is from the annotation of a GenBank genome assembly.
CAACCACCAGUACGACGGAAUAGGAAGGCUUCAAGUGUUCCACAAAGGAAUCCUCUGCAACUGGUACAAAAAGAGAUAGCCAUCCUCAAGAAACUGAACCAUCCGAAUGUGGUGAAAUUGGUUGAACUUCUCUUCACAUUAGUGGUUUAUGCAGAAGUAGUAGCAGCAACACAAGGUCAUAUAUUUCAGGUGCUUGACGAUCCGCACGAUAACUACCUUUAUAUGGUGUUCGAGCUGGUUGAGAGAGGGUUUGUGCUUCAUUGUUUGCUAAGCGUUCGUUCAGAAGAGACUUACUUGCCUUCUUGGUGCUAA